AUGUUGGUCAGUAGGGAGGUGGUCAAUAAGUGGCCUUCGACUUGUUUGAGGGCGCUCCCGAGAUACCUUUCGGAUCAUAAACCCCUUUUGCUAAUUCUGAACGAUAUUAACUUUGGGGCUCGGCCGUUUCGAUUUUUUAGUUCGUGGUUAGACCGUCCUGAUUUCGAUUCGGUUGUCAAAAAUGCCGUGGAGUCAUUUGUUCUUGAUGGGCCUCCCGAUGUUAAACUUAUGUUGAAGUUUAGAUGGAUCCGUCAACACAUUUCGAAGUGGAGAGAAGAGAUCCGCAAAAAAGAAGGUGAGUCCGAGGAAAAAUGUCUUUUGGGGCUUGAGGAUCUUGAUAAGUUAGUGGAGGAAAGAGACUUAACGGAAGAGGAAGAUCGGAUUAAACUUGAAUGCAAAAAUCUUUUAGCCGAAUUAGAGUUGUUCAAACUGAAGGACUUGAGACAAAAAUCUAGAUCGAAAUGGGCUAUGGACGGAGACGACAUUACAAAAAAAAAAAAAUUCACGAAAAGUGUGGAAGAAAGACCAACUCUUGAGUGUAACCUAAAUUACAAGCUCUCGGAAGUUGAAGCUAACGCUCUUGUUUCCCCUUUCUCGGUUGAGGAGAUUAAGGCCGGAGUGUUCGAGUGUGGCGAUGAUCGAGCCCCGGGCCCGAACGGUUUGAUUAGUAGAGGUUGCAGCUCUUCAUUCAUCACUUUGGUUUCUAAGGUUAAAGACCCCGUCAAACUGAAUGAGUUCAGACUGAUUAAUUUGGUUGGCGUUAAUAACAAAGUCCUCUCAAAAGUGUUGUUGGCUAACAGACUCAAAAAAGUGUUGCAUUUACUUAUCUCUAAUUCUCAGACGGCGUUUCUUAAAGAUCGUGUUAUUCUCAAUGGCCCGCUUAUCCUUAACGAGGUAAUCUCUUGGGUUAAGAGAAAAGUUCAGUGGUGCAACUGGAUUUACGGCAUUCUUUCCACAUCGAGAUCUUUGGUGCUAGUUGACGGGUCUCCUACCUUCGAAUUCCCGUGUUUCAAAGGAAUGAGACAAGGAGACCCUAUUUCUCCGUUUUUGUUUCUGAGGCUUUUACUAGCAUGGUGA
This is a messenger RNA of Helianthus annuus (common sunflower), 1077 nucleotides long. RefSeq lists its product as uncharacterized. The transcript is spliced from 4 exons. The record is from RefSeq and is a predicted model, not a curated record. Bases 1 to 1077 code for a protein of 358 amino acids. NCBI's taxonomy places the organism in Eukaryota, Viridiplantae, Streptophyta, Magnoliopsida, Asterales, Asteraceae.